UGAGGUCUUCCCCGACGAUUACGAUCCUUAUGAGGGAGCUCCAGCGACUCCGAUCGAGGCACAACCUCUUAUCCAUGUACAUGACACCGAGUCGCAGGGUGAGAUUCUGUCCAUAGAGGCACAACCUGCAGUGGUUAAGAGUCGGAAGAGGAAGAGAAAGCCUUUUGUAUGGUUCGGUGACUAUACGGAGAUGAAGAGGAGACAUAGGCCAUCUUCGACUUUUGAUCCCCUGGAGCCACCGGAUGAGAAAUUGUUAACCACUUUCCGAAAGUGGUGUGUUGGACUCAUUCCGAACCACCGACUUCGGGAUUUGAGAAGUGGUGAUUACGGUCCAGGAUUCUUUUGGGUAAUGCUCACACCAAAGGAAUGGCUUACAGAUGACCAUAUAGAUGCAGCAAUGCAUAUGCUGAGGAGGCGACGCACCGACUAUCCACUGACAUUUCCUCAGAAGGGUAUCAUUCUCUCCACAUUCGUGACCGCCAUGAUCAGCAGUGCAUGGACGAGCCACAAGGGUCCGAGGAAAAACUUUAAAUGGGAGGAUUAUAUCCUGGACUACUGCACAGGGUUUCAUAAGUCCCAAGUCUUUGAGAGAUGGAGGGGUAACGAGUUUAUUUACUUCGUUCUGCACCUUCCCACGGCAAGACACUGGGUCACAGUUGAAGUCGACAUAGAGCUGUGGAAAAUUAAUGUCUACGACUGUGAUUCCAACGUCUGUCAUUGGACCGCCUUGGAACCCAUCAUGAAGGUUUGGGCAGAACUGCUGCCCUCGCUACUCCUUGCAACCGGGGAAUUUCCACAUAACAACCAGAUCAUGGCGUUAGCUAACUGUGAGAUCACGGUGCUUCCAAAAAUGCACGCGACUCGAGCCACUCACGACUUAGUUCCGAAGUCGGCAACCGUAAAGAACGGCAAAUACCCCAUCCUAACUCCUGAGGAGCUGAAGCAGGAGGAUGACGUUGGCAUAGUUACUCCUGCAAUGCAGAAAGUUUUGGACGCCGCUCGAGCUUUCGAAAGAGAGCGAAACGGUAACGAGUUCAGGUUCAUGCAACUUGAAAGAGAAUUUGCAAAAGCGAGUGAAUGGCGGCUCCACCACACAGGUUCCCCGAAGGAUGCCGUCGUUGCAAACUGGGCAUCUUCAACGGUAAACCGGUGA
Molecule: messenger RNA, 1153 nt
Organism: Cannabis sativa
Lineage: Eukaryota; Viridiplantae; Streptophyta; Magnoliopsida; Rosales; Cannabaceae
Exons: 4
Coding region: 191-1153 (320 amino acids)
Biological process (GO): proteolysis
Molecular function (GO): cysteine-type peptidase activity
Source: RefSeq, a predicted model, not a curated record